Sitodiplosis mosellana (orange wheat blossom midge) is the source of this 1850-nucleotide messenger RNA. RefSeq lists its product as uncharacterized. The record is from RefSeq and is a predicted model, not a curated record. Bases 455 to 1738 code for a protein of 427 amino acids. The transcript has 2 exons. NCBI's taxonomy places the organism in Eukaryota, Metazoa, Arthropoda, Insecta, Diptera, Cecidomyiidae. Gene Ontology annotation, molecular function: protein binding.
GCGCUCAACGAAGGGAUAGUUGGAUAUUUCGUUUGCACGCAGUACUCGCACAACAUUUCAGACAUACUCCAAACUAUUCGGGUCGAACAGUUCGACGGAUUUUUGAAGAAAUUCUUUUUUUUUGUCGACCAAUUAUUCAAGUCAAAAAUAUCAAUUCUACGGAUUAAAUACGAAAACUACUCUGGCCAAUUCAGUGAUCAAUUCGUUUAGGUGCAUAUUUCGUUCAGUUGUGAAAUUACACGCGAUAAUACGAAUCAAGCUGCUUUGUGCAACGAAGACCGAAGUUUGUGCAACGAAGACCGCUGCCAUCAAACAUUCGACGCAAUUUUCAGUCGCUGAGUUAGCAUUUUAUUGUCCGAAAUCCCUUUUCUCUCUUUUUGUUUACACUUGUGACACUUGUGUGUGUGCGACAUCAUUCGUUUUUCCUGCAAACCAAAAGCCAAACCACAUCAAAAUGGAUCAAAAAACGGUCGAAGGUGAACAGGCAGAAGGAGUGAAUGAACAACAGCAAAACAUGGACAUUAAACAACCACCGCAAAUCUUCAAACUGAACGUCGAUUGCUUCGAGAAAGUGUUCGAUUAUCUAUCAAUCCAUGAUCUACACUCUUUUGGGCAAACAUGCAAGCGAAUGCAACGGGUCGCCGGCUACUUUUAUCACCAACAAUUUUCCGACUGUUUUUUACGGUAUAAUUGUGGCAGUAUUGGUUUUCGUGAAUAUACCGAGAAUCUAGAAGUUCGAGCCAGAAGCCCUGCUGAUGAAUUGGAUUUGGUCAACGUUGAUUGGGAUGCAUUCAAAUCGGUGAAGAGAAUCUAUUUCCGUAAUGCUAAUUUGGACCAAAUCAAAAUGAUGCCCCAGGAAUUCUUGAGCCGGAUCGAAGACGUUAUUUUGUGGCGUUGUGAAGUGAAUGGACCAUUUUUCGAAGGUGUUCUUGGACGAUUUCCAAACGUAAAAAGCUUGAAAAUCCUAGCCAGUGGUUUUGAUGAUGAAUGGGUUACCCGAAAAUACCCGAAACUGGAGCAUUUCACAUGGUUUACACAAAACAGUGCAAGUGCUGGCAAAUUGGGAUCAUUUUUGCGGCAAAACCCAACCAUUCGUUCGUUAUCAACGAGACUACAUUUGCUUUUGCCAAACGAAACCGAAGUGAUGGAACUCGAAUUGGACGAUUUGUGUAUUCGCACGGCUUUGCUACAACAUUCUGACUGCGAAUUCCUCAAUAUGCUGCAUGCCAAAGGCGUAUACAAACGAUUACAUAUGAACACCGAAACCAAUAAAACAGUUGUUAACAGACUGAGCUCAUUGAAGUCCUUUGUUAGAUUUGUUGGACGUGAUUUUACUGAAACGGUCGAUUUGUCAUCACUUGUAGACUUAAAAGUGCUAACAUUCAAUACAAAAGACAUCAGCGAUUGCGCGAACAUUGCAAACAAACCGGCACUUGCGCAAAGCCUUGAACAUCUCAAUGAAGUGAAUUUCUUUGCGGCCGGUGUCGAUGACAUUAUACCAUUCGUGCACCUGUCACCAAAAUUAAAGAAGAUUGUCGUCAUCCUUCAAUUGGGUGAAGAUUAUUACAACAAAGCCAUCGACCCAGUUGCAAUGAACCGUGAACGUAAAAAAUUGUUGACCAAAACAUUGUAUGUCAGCAAAGUGACGAUUUACAUCCCCGAAUUAAAUUACCUGGCAACCAGGUGGAAAACAACAGAGAUCGACUUGAAGCUGGUCGAAAUUAAGUGCAUUGAAUAACUCGAUGCAUGAAACACUCAUCUUCUGAUGCAAUGAUCAAUUGAUCAUUGAUUUCAAAUAAUGCUUGAAUAAGUUUACUGAUAAAACAAACAAUUGCAACAAUUUGUCACAA